AUGUCGAACUACCAAGCCUCCUAUUGCAUCCAGGGAGAUGACCAAGCUUCUACCUGCGCAUCUUAUGGAAAUGACGACAAUCCGGACAAGUGGAGCAACUCCGCGCAGCGGUCGUCAUCGUCUCCUCCGAAGAAAUCCAAGAAAGAUGGCCGGAAGGGGAAGACUUCUCGAGGCAAGAUCACACGCAGUGAGGCUGACUUCAUGGGCAUAGGCGCUCAGUUUCACGGAUCCGGAUCCUCUGCUACAAAGUAA
Messenger RNA from Neoarthrinium moseri, 252 nucleotides. RefSeq lists its product as uncharacterized. NCBI's taxonomy places the organism in Eukaryota, Fungi, Ascomycota, Sordariomycetes, Amphisphaeriales, Apiosporaceae. Bases 1 to 252 code for a protein of 83 amino acids. The record is from RefSeq and is a predicted model, not a curated record. The transcript has 2 exons.